AUGAAGUGCGUGAUACUUGCCGGAGGGCAUGGCACCCGGCUAAGGCCGCUUACUCUAACGGUACCUAAACCUAUGAUUCCAUUCUGCAAUCGACCUAUCAUAGAGUACCAGAUAAGUGCGAGUAAAAAGGCCGGAGUGGAUCACAUUAUACUAGCAAUAUCGGAAGAACAACGAGGAAUGGUUCCAUUGAUCGCGGAACUUAGCGAAAAGUGCAAGAUCCGCAUUGAUUGCUCAAUCGAGACAGAAUCACUCGGUACAGCUGGACCACUGAGGCAUGCUAAAUCGUUUAUAUGCGAUCCUGACGACGCUUGUGAGCUACUUCUGGUGCUGAACAGUGAUAUCAUCUGCAACUACCCAUUCGCCGAGAUGAUAUCAGCGCACCGAAAGAAUAAAGCGGACGCAACAAUCCUGGUCACAAAAACAACGCAUCCGAGUGAUUUCGGUGUCAUCGUCCACGACGAAACUUACCGAAUACAGGAAUUCGUAGAGAAGCCAACGGAGUUUAUCUCGAACCAAAUUAAUGCAGGCGUUUACGUCAUCAAUAAAAAGAUGAUAGAUCAUAUCCCUGAAGGAAACGUAUCCAUAGAACGCUACCUUUUCCCUACCAUGGUGACUAUGGGUCGUACCUAUUGCCAUCCACUCACAGGGUUGUGGGCUGAUAUCGGGAAACCGUCAGACUACAUUAGAGGACAGCAGCUAUACCUAUCCGGCCCGUCAAAUGAAGAGCAAGGGGUAAUGCUACGUUAUAAGGCCGAUGGUGGAGAAGAUCACGUGGAAGGUUCGCAGGUACUUGUCGAAACCAAGGGUGGGCUACUUGUCGAACUGCUUCACGAGACGGAUAAUUUUGUACCUCCGCCGUUAGGAGGAACAACAGCGGAUCUUAGUGCACUGUCUCAUAUCGGGGAGGAUGUAGUUAUACGGCCACCCGUGCUCAUACAUCCCUCUGCCCGUAUCGGACGUGGUUGCGUACUGGGACCAAACGUUUGUAUAGGACCGAAUACUGUUAUCGGGGAGGGUUGCAGGAUAGUCCGCACAACCAUUUUUGCUGGUGCCUGUCUUGAGGCUCAUGUCUACAUUGAGGGUAGCAUAAUAGGCUGGGAUUCGCACAUCAAGUCAUGGGUACGUGUUGAAGGUCUCACGGUACUCGGAAAGGACGUAGUGGUCGGGGAGGGACUCUUCCUAAGAGGGUCUAUAUUGUAUUUUAUGUAUUUCAAACAUGUAAAUAUGUCACUACUCUUUCUCAAAUGUGCACUAAUCGCACUAGUCUAUCAUGGAAGUUAUGUGUACGCGGCGCGAUCUCCACGUCCGGGAACUUACUUUCAUCUUGCUCUCGGUAUUAACCGCAGUAAUGUGUACUUCAAUCGAUUGGAGAAGGAGCUAGACAACUUCAGAAAAGAUCCACCGCCGAAUUGCAGUGUAGAGGUAUUCGGCCCACGUAAAGAAAUAUGGAUCGUAACUUGGACUGGGUUACCUGGAACUGUAUAUGAGGGCGAGAAAUAUCGACUCAAAAUACUAUUCCCCAAGGAGUACCCAUUUAAGCCACCGGUGGUCUACUUUUUACAACCAGCGCCAGUACACGCUCACGUCUACUCUAACGGGGAUAUAUGUCUGAGCAGUCUGCGAGCAGACUAUUUACCCACAGCAUCGAUAACGAGUUUUGUUCUCAGUAUCAUAUCGAUGCUGUCAACUGCUAAGGAGAAAAGGUUGCCGAUCGACAAUCACUUACGUAAGUGGAUGUGUCACGUACACAAUGAACUUUCAGACGCGGAGUUGCCACCUGGAUCGGCGGACGCUAGAUAUCUAUAUCACGAUGACAAAUGGCCAGUUGUGUCUCAAAUAAACCCUAUGCUUUUGGAAAUGGACGAAGAUCUGUUGAGCCUGGAGAUCGGCCUUCAGUUCCAGGAUUGGACACUGCAAACAGAGUACUUGGGAUUGGGUUAUGAUGCCGUGGAAAGCGCCCGCAAGUUAAGUAAACAGGAAAAUUCAGAUGAACAAAUCUCAUUCGAUACAAGCUAUAAAGGACCUAUUAUUCAGUUAGAGUGGCCGAGCCAUGAGGCUAGACGGUAUAACAAUUCCCUUAGGUGGGCCUUGCCGACUGGUGUUUACGCAUGGAGAGCACCUUCCUGUGUGAUACAUGAAAAUGACAUGAAAAAGAAGAGUGAGAACAUGAGCAUCAAACAGCUGUCAGCGAGCUUGAAUGCAAAGUUUAAUACAACUUCAGACGAUGAGAAAAACGUUGAAGACAUAAAAGAAGACAAAAAAAACGAACCUAUUGCAGAUGAAGAUGGUAUAGAUGCCCUGUUUGAUGACGCUGUUGAUAGUGCGGAAUCAAAGGGAAGUGGCGAUAAUACAGAAAUUACAACACCAGAUAAAAUUGACACAGAAAAGAGUCGAAAAGAGACAUCCCUGUCUGCUAAGAUCUCGCUAAAUAGUACCAUCAAUUCUACAAAGUUGACGGAUCAUAUCGGCAAAGACGCAUCAUGCACUGCAUUUAUUGCUGGCACAUCUCUAACUGGCCAAAGCCAUUUAACUCGUGGUUUUGAAUUGGCCCUCAACGACCUAUUACAUGGACUUAGAAAACAGGAACGGUGUACUCUGAGGUAUUAUAAUACCUCUCAGUGUGAUGUGGCGCUUUCUUUCUGGUACAAUUUCUUUCGCAAUUAUGGAACGCACGUCAUUACCCGAGUCACGCUAGGUGGUAAGGUGGAAUUCAGUCGAAAGAGCAACGAGGAAGAAAGUGACAAGCAACGGCAUCUGGCAGCGGAAGUGACGGGUCAAGCUGUGAACCCUUCAAACCGCAUAUCCGCCAAUUUGGAAAAAACAAAGAGCGAAUAUGAUAGACGAAGUGAGGGAUCAGUGACGCUUGAUAUGCUUGGCGGCAAACCACAUCGAAAACAUGAUAGGGGUGAAUUUGACGCCAGAUGGGCCCACAGUGUCGUUGACUACCCUAUGCCUAUAAACAUAGAAUUAACGCCACUCGCUCCAUUAUUCAAAUCGCCGGGAUACGAAGAACAUUACUAUCAGGCGUUAGUAUUAUAUUCUAGAAACGGUAGAGAUAUGAGUUCGAAGACGUGA
Babesia sp. Xinjiang is the source of this 3075-nucleotide messenger RNA. RefSeq names its product Mannose-1-phosphate guanyltransferase beta (gene gmppb). Gene Ontology annotation, biological process: cell wall mannoprotein biosynthetic process; GDP-mannose biosynthetic process. The record is from RefSeq and is a predicted model, not a curated record. The coding region runs from base 1 to 3075 and encodes 1024 amino acids. NCBI's taxonomy places the organism in Eukaryota, Apicomplexa, Aconoidasida, Piroplasmida, Babesiidae. The transcript has 15 exons. Gene Ontology annotation, molecular function: GTP binding; mannose-1-phosphate guanylyltransferase (GTP) activity. Gene Ontology annotation, cellular component: cytoplasm.